AUGCAAAUUAUCAAGGGCUUCAAGAGAGGCGAGCCAACAUUUCUUGCCACUCUGAUUGAAGACGUCGAAAGCUGCACAGAGGCAGUUCAAUUGCCGCCUUGCAUCGAACAAGUCCUUAGAAAUAACAAGGACGUGAUGCCAACAGAACUUCCCCAAUGGCUGCCACCCCGAAGGGAAGUUGAUCACCAAAUUGAGCUGGUUCCAGGGGCAAAGCCGCCUGCCAUGAUGUCUUAUCAUAUUGCGCCCCCGGAACUGGAGGAGUUAAGGAAGCAGCUCAAGGAGUUGCUGGAUGCUAGACACAUCAGGACGUCCAAGGCGCCGUUUGGUGCACCUGUUUUAUUCCAAAAGAAGAAGGACGGGACGCUGCGGUUAUGCAUUGACUACCGGGCCCUCAAUAAGGUCACGGUGAAGAACAAGUACCCCGUUCCUUUGAUUGUGGAUUUAUUUGAUAGAUUGGGACAGGCAAAGGUGUUCACCAAGAUGGACUUGAGAAAGGGUAAUCACCAAGUUGGGAUUGCAGAAGGUGAUAAACCACAGACUUCUUGCGUAACGCGCUAUGGUGCCUUCGAUUGGCUGCAACAACAUGGAAGACCAUGUAGAGCACUUGUGCAAAGUGUUCAAGAUCUUGCACGACAACGAGCUCCUGUUUUGUCCUUGCCAGACUUCUCUAAGGCAUUCGAAGUCCACACUGAUGCAUCGGACUUCGCUAUCGGUGGCGUCCUAAUGCAAGAGGGCCACCCGAUAGCCUUUGAGAGCAGAAAGUUGAACGAAGCGAAGCGGCGGUAUUUAACGCAUGAGAAGAAGAUGAAAGUCGUGGUUCACUGCUUGAGAACGUGGCGCCAUUACUUGCUGGGAGCUCACUUUGUCGUCAAGAUGUACAACGUUGCGACGACAUAUUUCCAAUCCCAAAAGAAGCUGUCCGCCAAGCAAGCCCGAUGCUCACUUGUUGAUGACAUAAAGGAGGGAUUACAGCAUGAUCCCAUAGCCAGAAAACUCUUCGCCUUGGCCCAGCAAGGCAAGACGAAGAAGUUUUGGGAGGAAGGUGUCCUGCUCUAUACAACGGGCAGGCGUUUGUACGUUCCGAAGUGGGCUAACUUUCGGCGUACCUUUAUUAAAGAAGGCCACGACUCUGCUUGGGCUGGUCACCCGGGGCAGAAGAGAACCUUGGCCUUAAUUAAAGCUUCCUACUAUUUGCCUCGGAUGUGGGAUGACGUCGAGGCAUAUGUCCGAACUUGCCUCAUUUGUCAAUAA
Molecule: messenger RNA, 1251 nt
Organism: Solanum lycopersicum (tomato)
Lineage: Eukaryota; Viridiplantae; Streptophyta; Magnoliopsida; Solanales; Solanaceae
Source: RefSeq, a predicted model, not a curated record